This is a messenger RNA of Cephus cinctus (wheat stem sawfly), 4728 nucleotides long. RefSeq names its product TOX high mobility group box family member 3. Gene Ontology annotation, biological process: regulation of transcription by RNA polymerase II. The record is from RefSeq and is a predicted model, not a curated record. Gene Ontology annotation, molecular function: chromatin DNA binding. NCBI's taxonomy places the organism in Eukaryota, Metazoa, Arthropoda, Insecta, Hymenoptera, Cephidae. The transcript is spliced from 11 exons. Gene Ontology annotation, cellular component: nucleus. The coding region runs from base 396 to 2027 and encodes 543 amino acids.
AGCUCUUGAGUCAUUCCCGCGCCGACCGCCACGAGGAGUGUGGGUCGUUCUGCCACGCUGUUGUUGCGCCACGAGACUGAUUCGUCGCCAUCGUUGACGCAUUGAUUAAAAAUUCUCGCUGACAAAAUUUUCGCUCACAGUGUACAAUAGUCUAUCGCGAGUAUUGAAUUCAUUGUUUUUUUUGAGAGUGAUCAGUGUGCAGUGAGCGGUGACCAGUGAACCACGCAUGGAUUAGCGUUAGCGCCAUCCACGAAUUUCGAGCUACGGUGUACAGUGCCCGUGUUAAACUGGAUUUCAUUCUAUCGACGUGUCUCGCUGCGCCGAGAAGCGACAAUCUCGACUUGUCUCUGAGCGUGCCACAGCAUCACCAGACGUCAUAUCACGACGGCUACAGUAUGACUGACCAGACAUUCCACACGCCCAGUUUUGGAGACGAGGAUUUCGACAUCCCGGCCAUUCAUCCUCAUCCACAUCAGCAGCACCAACAACAUCAGCAGCAACAUCAUCAACAGCACGAUCAGAUGCACACGUAUCAAUCGCAGAUGAUGCAAGGAAAUGGCAUGCAGCAAUCUCCAGACGGGCUGAGUCUUGAUCCUGGCGGAUACCAACAGCCACUUUACAUGCAACAGGAGCAUCCCAUGCAGCCCAUCAAUGUCAGCUCAGCAUAUAGCAGUCCCCAGGGUAAUUACUCGACUAUAACGUCACCGGGUCAGCAACAUCCUGGGCAGCAGCUGCUUCUGCUUCAGCAACACCCACAUCAACAACAGCAACAACAGCAGCAACAACAACAGCAGCAGCAGCAGCAACAGCAGCAACAUCAGCAACAGGUGCAAAUGCAACAACACAUACAGUACAUGCACCCCCAGCAACAGAUGCAGCAACAGCAGCAACAGCAGAUGCAGUAUCGGAGUCCGACAGGAGGUAGUCCACCUGCUAUCCAACCAAAUGCCAUUCCGGAGAAUAACAACACUACCACCAGCGAGGAUAGUGAUGACAGUACUCCACACUCCGCGAUGUUGACUGGCAUAAAACGACCUUCGCCAGAGCCAACCGACACUGUGAAUAAGGCCCAGAAGAAGCCGAAGGUGCAGAAGAAGAAGAAGAAAAGAGAUCCGAACGAACCACAAAAGCCAGUCUCGGCGUACGCACUUUUCUUCAGGGACACCCAGGCAGCGAUCAAGGGACAAAACCCCAACGCGAGCUUCGGCGAAGUCUCGAAAAUUGUCGCGUCCAUGUGGGACGCCCUGGAUACCGAUCACAAGAACGUUUAUAAGAAGAAGACUGAAGCUGCGAAGAAGGAAUAUUUGAAGGCUCUUGCAGCAUACAGGGCAUCAUUAGUGAGCAAAGGCGCAGCAGAGAACGAUCAGCAACAGCAACAACAGCCCCCACAGCAGCAACAACAGCAACAACAGCAGCCGGUGCAGUACGGUGGAUAUGCCGGAUAUGGAGGAAAUGGACCGCCAGGAAAUGUUGCUUAUCAAGUUUAUAGUCCGCAACAAGCUCAGCCACCUUCGCCUCAACAGCACCAACAACAUCAACAUCAACAACAUCAGCAACAGCAGCAACAGCAGCAAAUGACGAUCAAAAAAUCUCCUCACCACCUUGCAAUGCAGGCCAAUCCUCAGCAACAACAGCAGCAGGCACUAAUGAACAAUACUAUGGCGCCUCCACAUAUGACGCAGCAACAGCAUAUGCAACAACAAUACAUGCAGCAGGUGCCACAACAGCAAGUGCAGCAGGUGUCGGUGCAGCAACAACAAAUGAUGCACAUGAGUCCUCCUAGAGCUGACUCCUUAUCGAGUCCUCCACCUGUUAGUGGUUCUCAAGGUGCUAUGGGUGGUCAGCGACCACCUACAAAUGCUUGCAUUCGCCAUGGAUGUCCAAAUCCUGCUGUAGCUAAUAGUGAAUGGGAAGAUGAAUACUGCAGCAAUGAGUGUGUGGUCAGCCACUGCAGGUUUGUAGAUGUGUUUACUACGUGGGUAUCAUCAAAUCAAAAUCCCCAGCAAAAUUUCUCCACCGUAAAGUAAGCAGUUGGCUAGAGAUGACCUAAAAGUUUUAAUUACUCGAAGGCCUCGCAUUUGGGGCCUGUUGUUGACCCAUUAAGUAAGGUAAUUUUACACAAUAUGUACAUAGAUUAACGUAGUGAGAGUUCCGAAACGCUGAGAAGGACCACAUGGAGGCCCAAUGGAGACUGGCUUGGAUGUACGGGUAGAAUGCCAAUAUGCAAAAAGGCGAUACGACUGUAAAAUGCUAAGGAAAAUUGUUGAUUCUUACACGACAGUUAGGUUACAUAACCUACAGAGCCACAGGCCAAAAACUUGUUACUAACUUGUGAGAAAGACCUUUUGCCGAAAAUUCACUCGGAUAGAGACUCAUACAUGUAAAUACGUGAAAAGGACAUAAUAAAAAUUCGACUGCUUCCCCGGAAUUGAUAUCUACGAAAGAAGUCGAUGCACAUAAAUUAAUAUUGUCCACUCCUAUUUCGUAUUCUCGUUAAAUUCGUCUGAUCGAUUACGAGCUUGUACACGAAUUUUUAACUUGGACCGUUAAAUUCUGAUCGAGCGGUCGUAUUACGUGUAUUUCUCGAAAGACUAUACUAACGAUAAAGUACAAGAAACGAAGGGGGAAUGUAUUGCAUGUAAAUAACUAUGUGCGAAUGCUACGAAUGCUUUGUAAUUUUGUGAAGACAAAAUAACGAUCGGACAGAGGCAGGACAGAAAAACUUGUAGAAUAACUAUAUUACUUGGCGGUGCCAUGGCCGGUUGUUGCAUGUUUCACUUUUAACAUUUAGCUAGAAAUAUAAAUAACGAAGAUAUAUUAAUUAAAGUAAAUUGUACCCGACGUCAUGGGACGACUGUAGAGGCUGUUAGUAAUGCGCUCAGAUAAAAUGGUCUAGAGUUCAAAAGCAAAGAACCUAAAGUUCCUGAUUGUCACCUUCUACUUCGUCUCGUGGCUUCGAUGUCACUCAAGCUUAUGAUUGAACUGAACAUCCCACCCGAACCACUCGAGUUUGUGCUAAUCACUAUUUUCACGAGAUUUUUCCAUCGGACUCACAUACGUAUCACUCGAACAUGACUUCGACGUUAGCAUCUCCACAAAAUAUACAAUAUUAUAACGAAAACGAAAUACAUCGGAUGCCAUGUUUUGCGAAGCGUGUAUUUGUUGACUAUUCGUGUACAAAAGAAGAAUAGUGCGUAUUAGAUUAAGCUGUUCGUUUACGAGGAAUGAAAAAAAGAAGUUCUUAUUCGAAUACGUGAGGAUUUAACUUUUAUCCGUCCGUGGAAAAAUAUCGUGAAGAUUGCUCUAAGCCAUCCCAAAAACUGUAUAGAAUUCGAAGAUAGCCAGGAUAGCGAUAGGUAUAUCAUGGUCUAGAAAAGAGCAACAGGGCUCCACCAUACUUAUUUUUGUAUCACCUCUACACGCAGUAAAUCCAUAGAACAAUCCACUUACAACUUUUUGGUAAAACAGAAAUUUUCGAACAGCAAAAAAACCAAUAUGCGUUUUCAACUCCUAUAUAUGUAUUGCAGGCAAAAAUUAAUAACGGAUGUUUUUCAACGUCUCUUGCGUGUCCUGACACUUUCUAUCUUGAAAUACGAUUUUUACCAUCGACAUCCGUGAAUAGGAUAAGAGAAGAAUUAUAUGAAAUUGUGAGACCCGACGAUCCUUUUAAAAUUGUCAGGCUAUAUACGCUCCAAAAUGACCGAUAUAGCCAAGAUACAUUCUAAAUCCUUAAGUUGAUAAUGGCGUGAACAAUUAGUAGUUUUUGUAUCACUGAUAAAGCAACGCCGCAUUGGAAGAGAGCGCGUUCUUUUUGUUGUUUCUAAAAUAGUUUUUAAUUAUUUAGUGAUUCAAUUUGGGCUCUGAAAUAAAUAAAUAAAUAUAUAUAUAUAUAUACAUAAAAGUAUAAAAAUUAACGUAUUUUCGCGUUUGCGUGAACUCUGCCUUUGGCGCAUGAUUUUAAGGCAAGUGAAAUAUCUAAUUUGUGGCAAGCAUUGUUUAGAGAUGGAAAAUGAAUCAUUGAAUAGUUACAGAUGAUAUAUUGUACGAUGAAUCUUAUUCGUAAAAAUAAUGCAUCUAAAAGUGUCUGAUGCCAACAUCUGGCACAUAUCGAGGCUCGCUGCUGGUAUCAGAAUAUUAUUUCACAUUUCAUGCAAACGCGCAGACGUAUUUUUAGAUUGUUUGUUUCUAUUACUCUUAUGUAAAUACAUAAAUAUAUUCUAUAGAUUUAUAGGUUACAGUGUAAACAUAAUCAAUACUGUAUUAUACUGAUAACAAUUUGUGGUAUAUUACAAAUACGAUAGGACAUAAUUAUUAUUGAUUAUUGAGUAAAAAUAAGAAAUAUUGGUUAGUGUUUGCCCACAUUGUUCCCGUCACGCAAUGGGUACAAAGGCGUAUUAUUAAGGUAUCAAGCAAACAAUACAGAAAACACAAAUUUCCUUAACCAACAGACCUUUGAUAUCCGACUUUUUGACCCUCAAGCCCAAAUCCUCGCAACACGUUUCCACGUCGUGUGUACCUCCAACACACGAACGACACAAUUUUACAACACUAAUCAUAAUUGCAUAAACCUAUAUUAAAAAGAAUAAGUCUAGAAACUAUCAAGCAUAUAAUAGUAGUACUAGCACUACGCAUCAAAUGCUAAUAUAUGAUGGUGAUUUGCAAUGAAUUUAUGUUCAUUUUUAUUGUUUUCUGUACAAAGACUUAAUUAAACGAUUUCAGUCCCAAGAA